Pantherophis guttatus is the source of this 4186-nucleotide messenger RNA. RefSeq names its product chromosome 9 C11orf52 homolog (gene C9H11orf52). The record is from RefSeq and is a predicted model, not a curated record. Gene Ontology annotation, cellular component: extracellular exosome. NCBI's taxonomy places the organism in Eukaryota, Metazoa, Chordata, Lepidosauria, Squamata, Colubridae.
AUGGGGCAGGAUGAGGAUGCUGGAAGCAAAAAGGUUGUGGACGAUGGGAGCGGAAAGGCUGUGGCUGAUGGAGCCGAGAGCGCUCCGGAGGGGCUCCGCGGGGGCCGAAAGUGGGGAAACGCCCCUCCUGGCCGCCGCCCCCCGGCCGAGCCCCGAGCCCCCCGCGCCUCCCGGCAGCGCCGCCAGCAGAGGGCGGCCUGGAAACCCGACACCUCCGCCCUCCGCCUCGUCCUCCUCCGCCUCCUCCUGCUCGCCCGCGGCAGGGCUGCCAUCCCGGGGCCGAGCCGGGACCAGGAAGCGGCGGCCACCGCCAUGGGGAACCGCUGCGGCUGCUGCGCCGGCCGCAACUGCCCUUCGCUGUUGAAGAGGGACAAAGAAAAACCAGAUACAAGGAUCAGUAAGCCGAGUUUACGGACGCCAGAAAUCAAUAAGGGUCUUGAGGUGGCCCCCGUCUACGACGACGUCUCGGAGUUCCCAGUCUACGCCACGGUGAGCAAGCCGAAGAACAUGAAGCUGGAUGAAAGCAGCGUGCAUUACGCCGACAUUCAGGUCUUCGCCAAGCCCCGCGAACGCUCAUCCCAGGAGGUGAAAAACUUCCAGUCGCAGAAUGCAACGGAAUACGCCACCCUCAAUUUCCCCCGAGCCCCCCUGAAAUACGACAACAAGAACGGGACUCUGGUAUAAGUGCCGAAGAUGCUGUUAAACGACAUCGAGAAACCGCAGGGGCUCAGUUGUUUCAGGGGGAAAAAAAAACACCCUGCAGUCUGGAUCAGGUCAGAAUGGACUCUUGGAGGAAGGAUUAUUUUCUUGAGGGGGGGGGGGAGAAAAUUAGCCCUUUGGGCAGUGGGAUAAGUGAAUAGGUUACAGAGGAAAAAUGGCUUCUUGGAUCGUGUUAACCAAGCAAGAGAGCAAGCUGGAGGACGAAGCCCAGCUGAAAUACGGAGCAAGCAACAUAAAAGUUUUGCAAGAUUUUUUUUUUUUUAAAAAAACCCUUCUCCAAGCAAUCAUUGCUGGAUGUCUUUAUAUCAAGAGGAUUUUUGAUAUAAAGGGGAGGGGGAGAAAGCACACUACAGAAAACUUUUGAGGGGGCUCUUUGCUUGGACGUUCAUUUGCAGCAAUUCCUGGGGCAAAGGACGUAUGGAAUUUGGUGGGUGUUGGAAAUGUUCUUCCAUUGGUAAGGGAGGAAACUGGUACGGAUUUUCCUUGUGCGUGUAACAAGUGGACGAUUCCUUCGGCAGCUCAGCUCGUGAAGAAACAAUGGUGCCUUUUCACCAGGCUGAAAACUUAGCUCCCGGAGUGACCAGGAACGGAGCGAUCUGUAACAUCUUUUUAUACAAGAGAAGAUUCCCAGCAUACCGUAAAUUCCACGCAGUGAAAUGGAUCCAGGAAAAAAAGACAACGACGAUGUAAAAUUAUGCAGAUUCCUCACGUGCUAAAAUUAGAUUAUUUUCAAGGGGAAAAGAGGAUCAGGGCAUCCUGCCUUCUUCAAAAAUGUGUAUCCUUGGGAGGAAAUGUUUUGGAAAUUAUGGCGGGUGAGGACUUUGGCAAAAAGGUGUGAGCUCUUCACCUGUCUUCUUUCUACACGGCGAGAUCAUUGACCUAUCUUUCUUUUAAAAGCAGUAUUUCUCAGUUUCGGCCAUUUUAAGAUGGGUGGGCUUCAACUCCCAGAAUUCCCCAGCUACUGUGGAUCAGACGACUGAAUAAAGAAUUAACAGGAGUUGGAAAGGACCUUGGAGGUCCUCUAGUCCAGCCCCCUCUAGUGAUGGAGCACCUACAACUUCUGGAGGCAAGUUGUUCCACGGAUUAAUUGUUCUCACCUUCAGGAAAUUCCUCUUUAAUUCUGGGUUGUUUCUGGCUUCUGGUUUCCACCCGUUGCUUCUUGUCCUGUCAACAAUGAUAGUGGUAAGAAGAGAUGUCAGCAGAGAAGGAUGAGCAUUGAAGAGGGAGAAGGGCGGUAUAUAAAUUGGAAAUUAAAUUAAAUUAAAUUAAAUUAAAUUAAAUUAAAGAGGCUGGCGCAAGGGGUAAUCUUGUGGUCAUUGUGCUUACAAAAAGACAUGGGAAUCCUUUGGACCACUCCAUCCCUCGUUAAGACAGACAAGGAUGAACUCGAUACUCCCCAACUCCUCUAGAGCCAUGGGACUACAGCUCUCCAAUAUUUGAGAGGUAUUUAAAUGGAGGAGAAUAGCCUAGUGGGAAUAGCAGACUCCCAAAAGGACUCACGAUGUCGGAAGAGCGAAACAGCCUAAAGAAAUCACCCUUGGCUCGUUUGCUGUUGGAUACACACUACUGUUGAACUUCAAAAUAUUGUCCCAAAUAAGAUUUGUUGGUCUGUGUGUUUUCACAGCUAGUGAAACUAGGAGUGGAAGGCGUGAAAUUCGCUUUCCAGAUCAAACUUUGGACUCUGUCGAAUAAAUAGGGAUUGGAGAUACAUCUGCUUGCCUGCUGUGGAAAAUAUACGAAGAAAAGUUUCUUUUAUCUGCAGCUACUCCACAGGAUUUUUAGCCUGCAAAACAAUCUAGUUUACACCUUUGGCUAAAGAGGUACCAUAUAUUUAACAGCUAAUCCAAUGUUUUGUGAAGAAGCACAAAUAAAUUACCUUAAGUAACAGAGGAAUUAGCUUUUUUUUUUAAACAAACACUAAAUAGCAGAAAUGUGAUCCCCAGUUUUGUUCUAAAAAAUUUUUCCCCAAUAAUUUAUGUUUAUUAUUUGCACUGAGUUUUAUCAAUCAUGAAGACGCAUUUUCUGUGUUUCCGAAUCCUAUUUAUAUUUAUUGAACUGGAGUGAGAUCAGGUUAGAAAUUGGGGUGAGAUCUCUCAAUGCUCGACCCGCUUGAAUAUUAUUUUAAAAGAAUCACAGCACUAGUCCUCAAGGCACCCGGAAAGAAUCUAAAAGAUGUUGUGAAGUGGGUUUUGUUUUUUUUUUAAAUUUCUAAACUGUGUUUAUGACUUUAAAAGGUUUUCUCAGGAUUGUGAAUAUUGAAAUUCACAGUGACAAUAAUUAUAUUUAAUUUCAAAACAAUUUGGUAAACACAGACCAGCAUUUCGGUGCAAUUUAAAUGAAAUAUUGGAGGAGACAAUAUUUGCACAGAGCCUGAAGUAUGAGGACUCUCCCAACUUAAAAUAAACUGGGGAAUAAAAUAGAUACCAGUUGUUUUAAUGUUCAUUUGAUGCAAUUAUGUUUGGGCAGGAACAUCGGUGUAAGCCAAGAGCCAUUCAAAAACAGAGAUCCAGUGUGAACAAACCUUUGAAAGCAUCACAACUAAAUAUGGGAAUAUUGUAUGCUCUUUUUAAAGUAUUGAAUUGACUUUAAGGUAUCAGUGGCUGGUUGUUUUCAAGCUAAUUUAUGCAACACUUUUACAGAAACAGCACAACAAUGUCUUUUUUUACAAAGAGUUAGCAUCUGCAAACUCUUUGAAUUCUAUAUGGAUACAGGCAGGCUGAUCAACCUGUUCAUUUUAGCUUUGGAGAUGUAACCUUGCAAUAAUUAUCCUUCAAUAUCAGGGUUAAUUUUUUGCAAUAAUUAUCCUUCAAUAUCAGGGUUAAUUUUUUGCAAUAAUUAUCCUUCAAUAUCAGGGUUAAUUUUUAGCCAGCCUCACUGAUAAGUUAUGAAUUGCUUAAGAGUAUUUCAGCCUGAAUGGGUAUCAUUCUAAAGUCCACGAGAAUGGAUGUGGGUGAAAUGUUUUUCUAGAACUUCCGAAGGGAUGUUUUGUUUUAUUUUAUUUGGCCCCAUUGUUUUGUUUUGUUUUUGCUGGUGUUUACAUUCACACAUGCUUUUCAUAAUGAACAACUCUUGAUCUGAGCACAGGCUGUUUUCUCUUGCAAAUAAUUGGAGUAACUGGACAGUUUCCAUUGGCAAAAUCAUAAUAAAAUGGAGCAAUUACUCUGUUAACCAUUAUAUGAAGGAAAUGGAUUCUGGGAUUAUUUUCAGCAGCCCCCAAGCUGAAAGGUAUUAAAAUCUGUGUAUCCCUUUUUUCUAAUUAUCAAUAUUUGUUAAGACGAAUAGUUUAAUAACCCUAGAUGUUCUACUAAGAGGAAAAUUUUCUGGGAAGUAAGUCUGUGUUAAAAGGUCUGUUUUCUUCCUCCUUUUGGUGUUUAGAGAAAUUAUUGGAGGUAGUUAAUAAUUUCCUGGCUCCUGGUUCAUGAGCUGCACCUUUUAUUACAGAAGAAUAAAUAUUUUUUAUAGUUAA